AUGGGCUGCAUCCAGAGCAUCACCUGCAAGGCGCGGAUCCGACGCGAGAACAUCGUAGUGUACGAUGUGUGCGCCACCAUCGACCAGUGCCCCACGCGCAUCGAGGAGACCUCGCCCAUCGUCCUGCGCUACAAGACCCCCUACUUCAAAGCCUCGGCCCGCGUGGUCAUGCCCCCCAUCCCCCGCCACGAGACCUGGGUGGUGGGCUGGAUCCAGGCGUGCAACCAGAUGGAGUUCUUCAACACCUACAGCGACCUGGGCAUGUCGAGCUGGGAGCUGCCUGACCUCCGGGAAGGGAGAGUGAAAGCCAUCAGUGACUCAGACGGCGUCAGCUACCCUUGGUACGGGAACACCACAGAGACUGUGACCCUGGUCGGCCCCACCAACAAGAUGUCCAGGUUCUCCGUCAGCAUGAACGACAACUUCUACCCGAGUGUGACGUGGGCCGUGCCCGUGAGCGACAGCAAUGUGCCGCUGCUCACCAGGAUCAAGAGGGACCAAAGUUUCACAACCUGGCUGGUGGCCAUGAACACAACCACCAAGGAGAAGAUCAUUCUGCAGACCAUCAAGUGGAGGAUGAGGGUGGACAUCGAGGUGGACCCUCUUCAGCUCUUGGGGCAACGGGCCCGGCUGGUGGGCAGGACACAGCAGGAGCAGCCCCGGAUCCUGAGCCGGAUGGAACCCAUCCCCCCCAACGCGCUAGUGAAACCCAAUGCCAACGAUGCCCAGGUCCUCAUGUGGAGGCCCAAGCGAGGGCCGCCUCUGGUUGUGAUCCCUCCUAAGUAGAAGCCCACUGGCCCGACGGUGCGUGGCACACAGGUGGAGACGGACAUGCAGGGAGGUUGCCGGAGAUGGCAGGAGCCAAACUGAAUUUCUGAGCCAAAGCCGACCUCUGGGGUUUGCCAGCCUCUGCAGCCACCUGGGAAGAGGGAAAAUCCCUUCCUCUUAGGAAUAAAGAAAUCACUGCUUCAAAAGACUUGCUGUGAUGACCGAGCUAGUAGCCAUAUUCUGGAGCUGACCGGGAUGAUUCUUUUAUCCGAACUACUGACCAUUUCUCUCCUGCGAGAUGCAGGGGAUGGAAACGAAAUUAAACAGUGCCUGUGGCAAAUGCUGCUUCCCAACCAAUGAGAAGUGGAUUG
Molecule: messenger RNA, 1139 nt
Organism: Molossus molossus (Pallas's mastiff bat)
Lineage: Eukaryota; Metazoa; Chordata; Mammalia; Chiroptera; Molossidae
Gene: FAM78B
Product: family with sequence similarity 78 member B
Exons: 2
Coding region: 1-786 (261 amino acids)
Source: RefSeq, a predicted model, not a curated record